Uncinocarpus reesii 1704 is the source of this 1026-nucleotide messenger RNA. RefSeq names its product dihydrolipoyllysine-residue succinyltransferase, E2 component of oxoglutarate dehydrogenase (succinyl-transferring) complex. NCBI's taxonomy places the organism in Eukaryota, Fungi, Ascomycota, Eurotiomycetes, Onygenales, Onygenaceae. The record is from RefSeq and is a predicted model, not a curated record. The transcript has 7 exons. Bases 1 to 1026 code for a protein of 341 amino acids. Gene Ontology annotation, molecular function: acyltransferase activity.
AUGGCGGAGUCUAUAUCAGAAGGCACCUUGAAACAGUUCUCAAAACAGGUCGGGGAUUUUGUGGAGAGGGAUGAGGAGCUAGCAACGAUCGAAACUGAUAAGAUCGAUAUCACUGUGAAUGCGCCAGAGUCUGGGAUAAUCAAAGAAUUCCUGGCAAAGGAGGACGAUACAGUGAUCGUAGGGCAAGACCUAAUCAAAGUGGAGCCAUCAACAGAAAAACCAGCCGCCCAGAAGGAAAAGCCGGAUGAAACCACAGAACCUGCCAAACCAAAAGCAGCGAAGACUCAACCGAAAGAACAAGUGGAAGAUGUAAAGCCGGCCCACCCAAGUCAACGGAAGUCUGAUGUGAAAGAAAAAGACGCCGCGCCCAAAAAUGGACAGCCUGCCAAAGACGCCCCUGCACCCCAGCCAAUAAGUACCAGUCAUAGGAACCUUGGAAACAGAGAUGAGCGUAGGGUAAAGAUGAACCGCAUGCGACUACGCAUUGCGGAACGUCUAAAGCAAUCUCAGAAUACGGCGGCUUCGCUAACAACUUUCAAUGAAGUUGAUAUGUCGUCACUCAUGGAGUUACGCAAAUUAUAUAAAGAAGAUAUUCUAAAAACGAGGGGUGUCAAACUUGGAUUCAUGAGCGCAUUUGCUCACGCAUGUGUGUUGGCAAUGAAAGAGGUCCCAGCCGUCAAUGCCUCGAUUGAAGGGCCAAACGGAGGUGAUACUAUUGUAUACCGAGAUUAUGUCGACAUCAGCGUUGCAGUUGCAACAGAGAAAGGACUCGUGACCCCUGUGGUGCGCAAUGUAGAGACCAUGGAUCUCAUUUCGAUCGAAAAGGCAAUCGCAGAUCUUGGACAAAAGGCUCGAGACAAUAAGCUAACAAUCGAAGACAUGGCUGGUGGCACAUUCACGAUCAGUAAUAUGAUGUAUCUAGCUUUGACCUAUGAUCAUCGCCUCCUUGACGGGAGAGAAGCCGUCACCUUCUUAGUUAAGGUCAAGGAGUUCAUCGAAGACCCAAGGCGCAUGUUGCUAGCGUAA